AUCCAGAUCUCCAUGCUCCAGCUGAAACCUCGAGUUUCGGCAUUAACCCGGCUUUCAGCCGAGGUUCGAUCUGCAUCGCAAUGGAUCAAAGCAAGUAACUCUAAAACACCAGACGACAUCAAUGUUGAGAAACUCUUCGUUGAGAAGGAAGUGCAAAAGCUACUGACGGAUUUAACAGAAAUUGAUUUGGAGCACAAAGUGUUCAGACCGCGAAGAACUUCGAUUCAACAAAGAUCUCAUUUCGCUCUUAUGACUGAAGAACGACUUGAAAAGACUCGAGAGCGUAUGCGUGAAGAAGCUCGCAGAUUCCUACAAUUUGUUCCAGUGAAAGAACCUCGCGAGGAGAGUGUUCAGAUCCUCGCCAAAGAUCUCGAAUUGAAGGAUUUUGACACUAGCAAAUUCGUAUUCACUGAUAUCACUUUCGAUGCGACCGACCAGGAUCGUACUGUAGUCGUGAGAGAACCCGAUGGUACAUUGAGAACUGCGAAUCCAGAAGAACAUGAUCGAAUGAACAGAACUUAUUAUCAAAAACCGAAUCGUUCUGUGAAUCCUCCACCACUCUUCUCGGAUCCAAAUCUACAAAAUGCUCUUGAUAAGAAUGAUCACGAAUUCGUUCUAGACUGGGCUUGCUGGUUUUACGAGCCUGACGAUCCGGCCUAUGUUCGUUUGAGUCAACUCGUAUUUGAUCGUAUCAAUGAAUCUGGUAAAUUCCAUGUCGUAACCUCAACUCGUCACUUUGGACCAUUCACUUUUUAUUUGGCACUGAACGAUAACAUUCAGAAGCUUUUGAACUAUUUUGGUGGACUUGGAAGAUUAUCCGACUGUGCAAAUCUUGUGAGACUUCAGAAGGCUGUUCGUCCCGAUUGGAGAGUUACAAUUGCUCAGGGAGAUUCUGAUGAGAAGAUUGUAAAGGAUUUUGCGAAGCAGAAUGCUCGAUUCCGAGAUGAAAUUCAGGAUCUUUUGAAUUUUAUCAACAAUGGAAAAUUGAAAUCAGAUCAGGAGCAGACGGAGCACGUGAGGGAACGAUUUGGAGUACGAGUGGACAAGAGAAAAGCACGCAUCACUUCAGCCAAUAUUCGUGGAGCCGAUGGACCACUUGGUGAUUUGAGCAGUGAAUAUUCGGUGAAAGUGGUGAAGAGUGAGGGAAGUGGACGUGAAGGAGGAGGAGGUGAAGAGAAUAAGAAAGAUGAAGGAGGACGUGGUGGUGGAAAAGGACGAUGGAGAAGUAGGGAAAAGAGAUCAGAUGAUGAUGGAAAGAAAAAAGAAUGAUGCUUUCUAGAUAGAGAUUUAAAGUGAAAAUUGAAAUAAUUUUUGUAUUUAUUAGGAUUUUAGCUAUCUAUUGUUUUUUUUCAUUGUUUGUUUUCAUUUUAUUCUUUUUUUUUUAAUUCUCGUUUUUUUGUUUUUUUUUCUAUGAAAUUUACAGAUUUUG
This is a messenger RNA of Caenorhabditis elegans, 1429 nucleotides long. RefSeq names its product Mitochondrial Ribosomal Protein, Small (gene mrps-22). The coding region runs from base 13 to 1269 and encodes 418 amino acids. The transcript has 3 exons. NCBI's taxonomy places the organism in Eukaryota, Metazoa, Nematoda, Chromadorea, Rhabditida, Rhabditidae. The record is from RefSeq and is marked reviewed.